AUGCAAGUCUUGCGUUAUAAUCACUGUUAUACUGUUGUUUUUGUAUAGAGUUUGGAGCUCCUCGUGAGAAAUUGAGAAAUCAUGGGAAAAACAUCAAAAGACAAGCGAGAUAUUUACUACCGGCUGGCGAAGGAAGAAGGAUGGCGUGCGAGAAGUGCUUUCAAACUCCUGCAAAUUGAUGAAACCUUCAAAAUUUUCGAUGGAGUCACUCGAGCAGUUGAUCUCUGCGCUGCUCCCGGAAGCUGGAGUCAAGUCCUCUCUCGGAGACUUUACGAAGGUCGAGCGGAGAGUUCGGAUGUCAAUAUCAUAGCGGUGGAUCUGCAGGCCAUGGCAGCUCUUCCGGGAGUCACUCAAAUACAGGGUGACAUCACGAAGCUGAGCACUGCUCAGGCGAUUAUUAAUCAUUUUGGGGAGAAGAAGGCAGAGUUGGUCGUAUGUGAUGGAGCUCCGGAUGUGACUGGUCUGCAUGACAUCGAUGAGUACAUUCAGUCUCAGUUACUUCUGGCCGCUCUCAGCAUAACUACCCAUGUUCUUAUGCCAGGAGGGACUUUUGUGGCCAAGAUAUUUAGAGGGAAGGAUACAACUCUUCUGUACUCACAAUUGGACAUCUUCUUUGACUCUGUGUCUAUUACAAAGCCUCAGAGUUCAAGAAAUUCCAGCCUCGAGGCUUUUGUGGUCUGCAAGCAGUACAAUCCACCUGAGGGCUUUGUCCCUCAGAUGAUAAACCCCAUGAUCGACGAUGUGAAGAUCCUCAUGGAGGAGACAGAGUCCGAAGUCAAUAAGGAACUAAUUCCAUUCAUCGUGUCCGGAGAUUUGCGGUACAAUUAUGAUUCCGAUAUGUCCUACUCAUUGCCAGCGAAUGAAGUGGGUCAGUAUGAGUGGAAGGAUGCGGUGCAAAAGCCAAUUUGUCCACCUUAUGAGGAUAUCAUUGAAAUGACCAAGACAAUGUCGUUAAAGAAUUCGGCAAUUGUAAAGCAAAAUAAGGAGUUGUAAGAAACUAGCAUUUAAUCUUCACUA
Messenger RNA from Phlebotomus argentipes, 1017 nucleotides. RefSeq names its product putative tRNA (cytidine(32)/guanosine(34)-2'-O)-methyltransferase. Bases 82 to 993 code for a protein of 303 amino acids. Gene Ontology annotation, molecular function: tRNA methyltransferase activity. Gene Ontology annotation, biological process: cytoplasmic translation; tRNA methylation. Lineage: Eukaryota; Metazoa; Arthropoda; Insecta; Diptera; Psychodidae. The record is from RefSeq and is a predicted model, not a curated record. The transcript has 3 exons. Gene Ontology annotation, cellular component: cytoplasm.